Messenger RNA from Zalophus californianus (California sea lion), 2887 nucleotides. Its product is annotated as transcription factor SOX-12-like. The record is from RefSeq and is a predicted model, not a curated record. Gene Ontology annotation, molecular function: DNA-binding transcription factor activity, RNA polymerase II-specific; RNA polymerase II cis-regulatory region sequence-specific DNA binding. Gene Ontology annotation, biological process: positive regulation of transcription by RNA polymerase II; cell differentiation; anatomical structure morphogenesis. Lineage: Eukaryota; Metazoa; Chordata; Mammalia; Carnivora; Otariidae.
AUGGUGCAGCAGCGGGGCGCGAGGGCCAAGCGGGACGGCGGGCCGCCGCCCCCGGGGCCCCGGCCGGCUGAGGAGGGGGCGCGCGAGCCCGGCUGGUGCAAGACGCCGAGCGGCCACAUUAAGAGACGGAUGAACGCAUUCAUGGUGUGGUCGCAGCACGAGCGGCGGAAGAUCAUGGACCAGUGCCGAGAUCUCCAAGCUCCGAGGCAGGACUCGGAGAAGAUCCCGUUUGUGCGGGAGGCGGGGCGGCUGCGCCUCAAGCACAUGGCGGAUUACCCGGACUACAAGUACCGGCCGCGCAAAAAGAGCAAGGGGGCGCUCGCCAAGGCGCGGCCCCGCCCCCCCGGCGGUGGCGGUCCCGGCAGCCGGCUCAAGCCCGAGCCGCAGGUGCCUGGCCGCGGGGGCCGCCGAGCAGCGGGCGGGCCUUUGGGGGGCAGCGCGGCGGCGCCCGAGGACGACGACGAGGAGCUGCUGGAAGUGCGCCUGGUCGAGACCCCGGGAAGGGAGCUGUGGAGGAUGGUCCCGGCGGGUGCCCGGGGACCAGCGGAGCGCGCCCAGGGGGCGUCGGGCGAGGGGGUGGCUGUCACCGCCGCCUCCCCCACUCCGUCGGAGGACGAGGAGCCGGAGGAAGAGGAGGAAGAGGCGGCGGCGGCGGAGGAAGGCGAAGAGGAGACGGUGGCGUCGGGGGAGGAGCCGCUGGGCUUUCUGUCCAGACUGCCCCCCGGUCCCGCCGGCCUGGACUGCAGCGCCCUGGACCGCGACCCGGACCUGCCGCCCCCCUUGGGCACGUCGCAUUUCGAGUUCCCGGACUACUGCACCCCCGAGGUUACCGAGAUGAUCGCGGGGGAUUGGCGCCCGUCUAGCAUCGCCGACCUGGUUUUCACCUACUGAGCCCACCGUCAGCGGGGUGCGCACGCCCCCAAACCAGCUGUUUACAUACAGGAAUCAGAAAAACAACAACAAAAAGACAAUGAAAAAACCCAGAAAACGUCAUGUGAGUGAAGAGAUGUCACUGUCUGUGGUCUUGGAGAACGUCUAGUAGUUGAGGGGAGGGAUCCCUCUGAUCUGGGGCACUGGCACCCACAGCAGGACUCCGCCAGCCUGAUGCCAGGACUGAAUAAAGUGUAUUUGCCCCGACAAAAAAAAAAAAAAAUCACUUCAGUCACCCCUGGAGGUGGUACUAUCCCCAACUUAUUUGUAGCUCUCUUUAGAAAGUGAAGUCUCUUUGUCCUUGCUUUAAAUUUGAGGCAUGAGGAAAAGUCCCAUUGGAAUCCAGUUAAAGCUCCAAAGGGAGCUCUGCUUGAGCUGGACCCCCAGCACAGAAGUCACAACUCUAGAAGACAUUUACUGAGGGGACCACACUUCCUAUUUCACAAAGGGAGGAAAGAAACCAACCAAAGCAUCACCUCUCAGGGGCUGUGCAGACCCUUGUGGGCAGAUGGGACAUCAGAGGCAGAAAUGGCUGAGGGAAGACUAGAACUAAUGAAAGAAAUGAUCCACAGGAUGAUAUGGACGAGAGGAGCAAAAAAAUAAGAGAUGGGAAGAUGAUGGGAAUAGAAAAUGAGAUGACAGAAUUUGGGAAAGGGAGAAGAUGGUGGAGGAGAGGAGAGACUAGAGGCUGGGGUCAGGGAGGAGACUGCGCAAAGAAAGAGACUGGGCCACAGCUGGCCCAGCAGGAGCACAGCAGGAGAGGCCCUGCAGCUGGUGAAUGAGAAUAAGGGCUUGUGGUUACCACUUUGCAGCUGAUGCAGGUGACUCUGGGCUAAAUCUGUCCCCUUUCCCACCAUGCAGUCUUCUGAGGGAUCAGCAGGUAGGGAGAGGGGAGAGCACACCUCUCUGGGUGCCACUUUAACAAGUGCACUUGAACAUAGCCCCAAGGCCCUGGAGGAGGUUGAUCCUGUUACUCCUCGAUAAGAAGUAAGGAUGAAGGAUGGGACCUUUCUAAGAUAGCUUUGAUCUCAGCGAGAAUUGUGUAGAAUUAACAGGGUCAAAGAAGCCAUUUAAAUCCAAAUCCCUGGGGCGCCUGGGUGAUUCAGUUGUUAAGUAUCUGCCUUGGGCUCAGGUAAUGAUCUCAGGGUCCUGGGAUAAAGCCAGAGCCCCCAGUCCGGCUCCCUGCUCAGAGGGAAGUCUGCUUCUCCCUUUCCCUCUGCCCCUCCCCACCGCCAUGCACACGGGCCCUCUCUCUCACUCAAAUAAAUAAAAUCUUAAAUCCAAAUCCCUAAUGAACAGUUUAGAAAGAUUUCUUCUUCCAGUACCCAUCCCCAUUCCUUAAAGGAGUGCAUUCAGGUAAAUUGCUCAGCACAGAGCCAGGCACGUUGAUGACAUCAGUCAAUGUUAGCUCUCAUUAAGCAGCUCCCAGUACCCAGUAUGGCCCAGUGCUCAGGAAAUAUGGGUGGGGAAUGAAUAAGCUCAUUGGUCAAAGGGUCCAGGUCUAAUUUAGUGGUCCAGAUCCCACCACCAGGGCCAGAUAUGAAGGCUGAAUUCUCUCACUUCUCAGGAGCUCUUGGUCUUGCAAACCUUCUGUGUGUCACCUUGUGUUGCCUUCUGGGACGAGCUGGUCCCUGGUGACAUAGUGGUACACCUGGGGAUCGUGGGAACCCGGGAGGAACCACUGGACGUUUUAACUUGAGAAGGGAAGGAGUGUGGUGUCCAGGAGCAGAACAGGGCAGGAAGUGGGAGAAAACCAAGUCUCUUGGACAGGCCUAGAACCAGGGAGCUCAGGGACAUCUUGUGCCUUACGGCUCAAAAAAUGGUCUGUGGACUUAUUCCGCUCAGCAUAACACCCUCCAGUUCCAUCCACGUCGUUGCAAAUGGCAAGAUCUCAUUCCUUUUGAUGGCUGCAUAAUAUUCCAUUGUGUAUAUAUACCUCAUCUUCUUUAUCCAUUCG